UGUCUCAUGUGUGUCCUUUCUGUCUCUCCGUGGCGUCAGGCUGGUACUGGGGCAGUCUGACCGCCAACGAAGCCAAAGAGAUCCUCCAGGACGCCUCAGAGGGGACAUUCCUGGUGCGGGACAGCUCCCAGAGGGACUACCUGUUCACCAUCUCCGCCAUGACGUCGGCGGGUCCCACCAACCUGCGGAUCGAGUACAAACACGGCAAAUUCAAGCUGGACUCGGUGGUUCUGGUGAAGCCGAAGCUGAAGCAGUUCGACAGCGUGGUCCACCUGGUGGAGCACUACGUCCAGCUGAGCAGGACCAGCGACAAGGCGGCGUCGAACUCUCAGCCCUCUGCAGCGCCGCCCAACGGCACGGUGCAGCUGCUGCUCACUAAACCGGUGUACACCGCCACGCCGGCGCUGCAGCACCUCUGCCGCAUCGCCAUCAACAGGACGACGCGGCGGGUCCAGGAUCUGCCGUUACCCAACAGACUGAAGGACUACCUGACGGACUACACCUACAACGUGUAGACGCCCAGCAGGACUGGAGUUAAACCAGUGCAGUGCAUCGGCUGCGCCCGUCUGACCACUGACCAAUCCCAUCAUGCACUGCUCCUACAAGAACCCAGCGAGCCAAAGGGACACGCAAUAACCAGUGAGUCUGAGUAAAGUCCCUGAAGUACUCCUGAUCGUACUACGCUGCAGUAAGUACCUGUCUGACCCGUCACAGCGCUCUAACUGACCUCAGCGUGACCUUAAAAAAACGACUUUUUAGCUCGAACACAUCGCCGUCACGAACUUCAGUUUACAGAGUCAGAUAGAAACUACAGAUGGUCGGCAGAGACGCUGGAGAUCCAGGUUACACGAUCUGAACGCAGUCAAACUAAAGCUGCAACCAAACAUUACUUCAUUAUUGAUUCAUCGUUUUGUCCGUUAAAUGUCGAAGAAUUCCUGCACGCACGUAUUCAGUGGCGUCACGAGGCUUCAGCCCCCGAAUGUUUCAUAAAUCAGCCCGGAGAAAAAGGGAGACUUUUAACACGCACUUCAUCCAUAAAAA
Plectropomus leopardus (leopard coralgrouper) is the source of this 1041-nucleotide messenger RNA. Lineage: Eukaryota; Metazoa; Chordata; Actinopteri; Perciformes; Serranidae. The record is from RefSeq and is a predicted model, not a curated record.